Messenger RNA from Schistosoma margrebowiei, 888 nucleotides. The record is from the annotation of a GenBank genome assembly. Lineage: Eukaryota; Metazoa; Platyhelminthes; Trematoda; Strigeidida; Schistosomatidae.
AUGACAGAGGCUGAAACUAAUAGAAAGGAUAUUACUGUUUUAAAUCCUGGCAAGUUGAAGAAGAGUUCAAUACGACAGAAACUUCCACAUUUAGAUUUAUGCCCAAGAGAAAAACAAUCGUAUCUAAACAGUAUUUCACGUAUUCAUAAAGGAAGGUUGCUCAAAGAAAUAAAAAAGAACCAAACUAAUAUAAAUCUUCCUCUACCAUCAAGAAAAAUUAAAUUCAGACCAAUUCGAUGCAAGUCCGCAUCACAAAGUCCCAACCCACCAAUUCAUACUUCCUGCUGUAAUUCAAAGCACAACGGCCGAUUCCCUAGCACGGCAGAAAACCGCCUGGUACUCAAGAAGAAUGGAAGUAUUUUAGUACAAAAAAAUAAACGAACCCAACUUCAAGAUGUCUAUGUGGAUUUACUAAAUCUACCCCCUAUUCCUUUAAAUCUAAAAAUGACGAAGUCUUUCUCAUCAAAUCAAGUAAAUGUUUCAUGCCCAUUCCAGUCGAGGAUCACUACGAUUACAGAGAAAGACUUGGACUUGAUUAUCCCACAGCUAAUAAGACGCCGUUCAGGUUCUUGUUGUCAUACUCCUUGUUUUUCUCCAUAUUUUAAAAAUGUAUCCGAAACGUCUAUACAUUUUGCACCAAUCCGAAUGACAAACAUCCACACAUUAGAAACACUAUGGUGUAAAAAACGUCAGGAACUACAGAGCAAAAAUAACACGGAAAUCAAAAGACCAAAAAUGAAAGCACAGCAAUCUAUCAGAAGUCCUUCUGCUUAUAGCCCUUUCACUCAACGCAGAAUGAUUUUUAAUGAUAUGGAAAAACGAGAUUUGCUACAGUGGUCCCAUGAUAAUCAAUUGUCAAAUUGUUCCAAGUUGCCUGUCGCGUACUGA